Molecule: messenger RNA, 780 nt
Organism: Spirodela intermedia
Lineage: Eukaryota; Viridiplantae; Streptophyta; Magnoliopsida; Alismatales; Araceae
Source: the annotation of a GenBank genome assembly
AUGGGAGAUACACCGCUCGCGAGGGCCCCCUCUCCGCCGCCGUGGGAGGCGGUGGUCCUCUUCUCCCGGCGGCUCGAUCCAAGCAGCCUGGCGGUAGCGGCCUGCGUUUGCCGGUCAUGGAGGGCUGCGAUGUCCUCCGACGAGCUAUGGAGGUCCAUCUGCCUCUCCCUCUCUCCCUCCCUCUCCCGCCACCGCGGCCGGCCCUCUUACCGCCACCUCUUCGCCCUCCUCCGCGUGGCGGCGGAGCAACGGCGGCGCCGCCCGCCCCCGCCGGAGAUCUCCCUCGGGGAGCUCCUCUUCGCCGUGGAGGUGCUCCGGGGGGGAGAACCGGUCUUCUCCGCAGUCGUCCCCGGUGGCGAUUUGGGCGGCGUUGGGAGUCAAGUGUUCCGCUUCGACGUCGCCGGAGGCGGUGGAGAGGCGGUGGCGGUGGCGGAGGCGACGGCGUUGAGGUGCUCGUGGACGGUGGUCCAGCGAGGGUGGAAGGGCGCCGCCGUGAUGAUGGAGGGAGGGGAGAAGGGGGUGGCGGUGGGGGAAGACGAGGUGUGGUUCUCUGAGGAGCUUCCCCCGCCGGCUUGCUGCUGCUCGGGGUUGCGGACCGGGGGGCUGGUGGCGGAGCUGGGGCUGCGGCUGGGCGAUCGUUCCGGUGGCGAUAUGGUGGCGGAGGGGAGGCGGAGGGCGGUGGUGGGGGUGACGGUUGGCGUGUUGAGGGUCGUCGGCUGGAGGUACGUUGAGGUUGAUGACGGCCUGAUGUACCUUCAGCACUUCAUCUCCCCUCCUUGA